AUGUCCGCCCAGCUCAGCAUUCUCGUCGUCGGAGCGACCGGCAAACAAGGUGGCCAAGCGGUUUCAACUCUUCUAGAGGAGAAGGCCAGCAAUCUCUCCAUCAAAUUCUUAACUCGUAAUUCGACAUCAGAAAAGGCUCAACAACUUACAGAUAAAGGUUUAGAGGCCGUCGAAGGUAGCUUGGAAGACAAGAACACACUGAAAACAGCUUUGACAGGUGUUCAGAGAGCAUUCUUAGUCACAGAUGCCGGAGCAGGUGAAGAAAAGGAAACGCAACAAGGAAUCAAUUUCAUUGAAGCUGCCAAACUAGCUGGAGUUGAGCAUCUAGUCUUCACGAGCGUAGCUUCUGCAGACGAUGCAAAUAAUGUACCCCACUUCCGAUCUAAGGCUAAGGUCGAGGAGGCUCUUAAGGCUUCCGGUCUACCAUAUACUAUCCUUAGACCUGUCGCUUUCAUGGAUAAUUUCCCUCCAACUGCAGGAUUCGCACGUUUCAUGGUAGUUGGGAUGUUUUACGCUUCAUUGAGAUGGAAGAAGUGUCAGCUUAUAGCUACGGAAGAUAUAGGAGUGUUUGCUGGUAAAGCCCUUCUCAACCCUGAGAGUGACAAGUUCAAGAACAGAGUCAUCGAAUUAUCGGGUGGGAAUUACGAUCUCGAGGACGUGAGACAAGCGAUAUUCAAGACUCAAGGUUAUCAACCCUGGCUCGCAUCCUACACUCCGACUCCAAUUCGGGCAAUACUGCCUUAUGACUUUAGACAGAUGAUGUAUUAUCUCGAAGAGACCGGAUAUAGCAACGUGGAUACUGUUGCACUUCGAUCGAUUCAUCCUGGACUCAUGAGUCUGGAAGAUUGGUUUCGAAAGAAUGGGAAUUAA
Molecule: messenger RNA, 870 nt
Organism: Kwoniella botswanensis
Lineage: Eukaryota; Fungi; Basidiomycota; Tremellomycetes; Tremellales; Cryptococcaceae
Exons: 4
Coding region: 1-870 (289 amino acids)
Cellular component (GO): nucleus
Source: RefSeq, a predicted model, not a curated record